CGCUCAGCCGAGACGAGUCACGUGGAGCUGUAUGUCAUAUGACUGUCUGCGCCUUAUUAUCCUUUUCCCUUCCUUUCCAAAACACAGACGAAGAUGGCGGAGGAGCGACAGAACCUUUUGGACGAUGAAGGGGAUAUCUCGUCUUCAGGUCCCAGAAAUGAAAGCGGACCGGUUAGACCGAUGUCUGCGCUCUGUGACCCGAGACGGCUGCCUCACCGCAUUUUCGUCCUGCUUUUUAUGUGCUUUCUGGGAUUCGGAAGUUACUUCUGUUAUGAUAACCCAGCUGCUUUGCAGACUCAAGUCAUACAGGACAUGAAGCUGAACACGUCCAUGUUCAUGCAGCUCUAUGCCUGGUACUCCUGGCCCAACGUGGUGCUCUGUUUCCUGGGGGGCUUCCUGCUCGACAGGGUCUUUGGCAUCAGGCUAGGAACGAUAAUCUUCGCCCUGUUUGUCUGCGUUGGACAGGUUAUAGUUGCUGUUGGGGCACUUCUAGAUCUAUUCUGGUUAAUGGAGAUUGGACGUUUUGUGUUUGGGAUCGGAGGUGAGUCUCUGGCUGUGGCCCAGAACACCUAUGCAGUGAACUGGUUCAAAGGGAAGGAACUCAACUUGGUGUUUGGUCUUCAGCUCAGCAUGGCCAGGCUGGGUAGCACUGUCAACAUGAACAUCAUGGGCUGGGUGUACAACCGUGUCGCUGACCUGGUAGGCUCGACAGGACACACCACUCUGGGAGUCUCGCUCAUGAUCGCUGGGGCGACAUGUAUAUUCUCUCUGGUCUGUGCUCUGGUGUUGGGCUACCUGGACAAGAGGGCUGAGAGGAUCCUCAACAAGGAACAGGGAGCGACCGGGGAAGUGAUCAAGCUGACGGAUGUGAAGGACUUCCCCUUCCCACUGUGGCUCAUCUUCAUCAUCUGUGUGGGCUACUACGUGGCCAUCUUCCCCUUCAUUGGACUGGGACAGGUUUUCUUCAUUGAAAAGUUCAACUUCUCACCUCAAGAAGCAAGAGCAAUUAACAGUAUUGUGUACAUCAUCUCAGCCCCAGCCUCACCUGUGUUGGGCUUCAUGGUGGACAGGAUAGGGAAGAACGUGAUCUGGGUGCUGUGUGCCGUCGUCACGACGCUCAUAGCCCACAUGAUGCUCGCUUUCACCUUCUGGAACCCCUGGAUCGCCAUGUCCCUGUUGGGUUUGUCCUACUCCCUGCUGGCCUGUGCCCUGUGGCCCAUGGUGGCCUUCGUGGUGCCAGAGCAUCAGCUGGGGACCGCCUAUGGCUUCAUGCAGUCCAUCCAGAACCUGGGCCUGGCUCUGAUCUCCAUGGCAGCAGGAUCUAUUCUGGACAACAAGGGAUACCUCUUCCUGGAGGUCUUCUUCACUGCCUGUGUCUGCUUGGCGCUGAUCGCGGUAGUGAUGCUGUACUUUGUUGAUUAUCUACGAGGAGGAGAUCUGAACCUCUCAGCCUCUGCCAGGGCCAAACUCCUGAAGGACUCCAAUUCAGAGUGAGCGGUCACAUAGUCCUGGGCCUCUGUACCAGCUGGCUGCACGGACCUGACCACAGCUGUCAAUCACCUGCUAGGGGGCCUGUCUGCACUACUCACUCCUCCCACCUGCACACUGACCCAGCCCUGCAUUGUAACUGACCCCUCCCAACAACAUACUGACCCAUCGCAGCUCAGAUGCUGACCCCUCUGCUCUGACAUCACACACCAAGGCCGCCUCCUCAUCUCACUGACUGCUCCCUCCAGUGUCUGUCAGGGCUAAUGACUGACUGGUGUUUGUGCAUGCUUUGGAACCUCAAGCCUCAGCACCAAUCAUACUUUAAUGUCAGUAGAGUGGGGCACCAGAAAGCACUUUAAACCGACUUAAGUGUUUUUAAAAAAAGGUUUAUAAAUGUCUAGAACAAGACUCCAGGCUGAGUGACUUUUACUUCAGAGAUGUAAAGUUAUUCACCGAUAAUCCACGUGAAGAUAUGCCUUUUUGCUUAGUAUAAUCACCCACACUGUAAGAGGUGAAAUGGUUAGAUUUCUUCAUCUUUUAAGCAUCUCUCUCUACAACCAGGAUGUUAGAAAGUACAUAGAUUUCUUCAUCUUUUAAGCAUCUCUCUCUACAACCAGGAUGUUAGAUUGUCUAUCAAUGUUAUGUAUGUUUUUAAAAAUGAAUAUUGCUCAGAAAAGUAUUUUAGAUUUUUACUUCCAAGUUUUUGAUUAUCAAAAGAAACAGUUGGUGUGAUAACUUCUAUAUUCCCAUAAAUGAAUAAUCUGUAUAAUCAUCAUGAAGAAAAUAUCAAAUUGGUUGGGAACACACAACCAACCAACCAAACAAUCUCCUUUCCCUGCUUUUGUAUAGCUUGAGGUCAUUCUGAACAGUAAUCCUAGACGCAUGAUCUAGUUUGACAGAUUUAUGCUGGAGGAUUUCAGAAUCAGCAUUGUGUUCAAUUCUUUAUAGUGCUGUUCCUUCAUUAAUUCCUUUCGUGGCUGGUCAUAGAGGCUCGUAAAACUUUACACUGUCACACCGUCAAGGCUAAGGCAAACCUCGUCAAAGUGAUAAAGGAAUUUUAAACGGAAACAUUUUAUAUUUCAAUUCACCCAAUGUACAAAAAAAACCACAACUCAAAUUUAGAAAUUUUACAUUGACCUUUGUGAAAAUGACCUGGCUUAUGUGCAAGAAGGAGGACUUUAAACAAUACUGUAACAUUGGCAAUUGGGUGGAAACCCUCUUUGCUGUACAACUGAAUGAAAGGAAAAAUGCUUUGUUUUAUUGAUCAAUCUCAGGAAAUUGCCAAGAGAUAUGUUGAAAACCACUAAAUCAAAUGAUCAUUCUAAUGACAAAAUCAUUUUUGAUAGUUUUUCUAUUGUAAUGAAGGAUCACUUCAGUCUUUAAUCCUGAGUCAGUUUUCUGCAGGACAACCUGAGCUUGAACCAAGUGGCUUGUCGUAGCAUAGUAUUAGGUCAAAUAUUGUGGUAGAGGAAGCCUAUCCAUAUACCAUUGAAGUUGUGAUGGCUGUUUGUUAGCUGCAGAAUAGUCUCUGUGUAAAUUUCACUAAGAGUGCUGUCUGUUUCGUGUUGAUCUAACAAACUUCUAACAGCUCUAAAUAACGUGUUCUGUGGGUACUACUGCCUAGAGCAGGGCUCCAACCCUGUUCCUGGAGAACUAUCCUCCUGUAGAUUUUCACUCCAACCCCAGUUAUAACUAACCUGGUUCAGCUUAUCAACCAGCUAAUUAUUACAAUCCGGUGUGCUAGAUUAGGGUUGUAGUGAACCUACAGGACAGUAGUGCUUCAGGAACAGGGUUGGAGCCCCCUGGCCUCGAGGUACCAUGUGUAGUCAUACAUUCAUAAUAUACUUGUCGUAAUUUUAAAUCGCCACAGUUAAAAUAUUACACAUUUAAUGACAAUUUGGUAAAAGAUAAAUAAAACAAGCGGAUGUUCUUGUUACAUGGCUGAUGUUCACUGUGGUUGUUAAAUAACAUCAGGCCAUUGUGUCCUUGUCAGAUCUGAUUGUCAUUCUGUCUGAUCAAAUUGACUUUUAUAUACAACAGUACUGUCUCAGGAUGGCAAAUAAAAGUUUGUAAAAACAGA
Messenger RNA from Salmo salar (Atlantic salmon), 3568 nucleotides. RefSeq names its product major facilitator superfamily domain containing 1 (gene mfsd1). Gene Ontology annotation, biological process: transmembrane transport. Gene Ontology annotation, molecular function: transmembrane transporter activity. Gene Ontology annotation, cellular component: lysosome. NCBI's taxonomy places the organism in Eukaryota, Metazoa, Chordata, Actinopteri, Salmoniformes, Salmonidae. The record is from RefSeq and is a predicted model, not a curated record.